This is a messenger RNA of Caenorhabditis auriculariae, 1207 nucleotides long. The record is from the annotation of a GenBank genome assembly. NCBI's taxonomy places the organism in Eukaryota, Metazoa, Nematoda, Chromadorea, Rhabditida, Rhabditidae.
AUGCGGCAUUUCGUGUCGAUCGCCGUCGUCGUACACGCCGUCGCUGCCGACUACCAGUGGUCCUACGACCAAGACGUCUUCGGCGGUCCUGACUUCUGGGGUCUCGUCGAGAAGGACUGGUGGAUGUGCAAGAAGGGCCGUCUGCAGUCGCCGAUCGACGUUCAGGCUUCGCAGCUCCUUUUCGACUCCUCCAUCAAGCCGAUUCGGAUCGACAAACUAGGAGUUGGUAUUCUUUUGUUAGUCAAAAAUAGUUAUAAAGUUUAGAAUUUAGUUAAAAAAAAAAGACCGCGCGGAAAAAUAUAACAAGCUUUCUACAGAAAAAUCAUAGUUUCAAGGCAGUCAACUAGUAUUUCAAUUUUCGCAGGUAAUGUCAGAGCUGGUCAACACAGGACAGAUGGCCCGUGUACGCAUCGGAAACUCGGCGCGAAAACCUUCAGUUAAUCUCACUUCCGGCCCUUUUUACGGAUACAAAUACCGGUGAGAGCUUAAAACCUUCAAGUUUAUUUCGGAAUGUCAAAAAAUGGCAGAGAAGCUCUUUGGUGCAAGAAUUUAAAACGUGUCUUGAUGUUUUUUUUAAAGUACGAGCUAUUCGAGGAACAGAAACACUCCUCGAGUUGACAGAAUUUUCGAAAACGUCGACUUUAGAAUUUAUAUAUAAAUUAAAUCAUCUCUUCAUAUAUAUCAUAUAUAAGAACAGAAGACUUUAUUUCAAUUUUUAUCGAAAACUUGUUAAUUAGGUAAAAAACGAAGCUGAUAAAUUUGAGUUUUAAGUGAGGAAAAAUGUGAUUUCACAAAGCUAUGGAUGAAAAAACCUAAUAUUAUUUACGGUCGUAUCUUAAGCAUCAAGUUAAAAAAAUUCAAACUUUAGAAUCCAAAGAAUUGACAUCCAUAUGGGACGUGGUACCGAGAAUGGUAGUGAACAUACGAUAGAUGGAAGACGCUUUCCGAUGGAGGUUCGAGACUCAGUUCUCAUUCUCAAAACAGAAGACAUGUUCAGAUUCAACUCAUAUCCUUCAACACGGAUCUUUACGCAAACUUCUCAAUGGCUUCCAAGUCUCCGCACGGAUUGGCUGCUGUCGCUAUUCUCGCUGAUGUUGGUUUACUAAGAUUUGAAAUCUCACUGAACCUUCAGUUCGGUCCGACUACAAACUCAGAAUUGGCAAAGCUGACGACCGCAGUCCCCAGCAUCCGCUUCCAAGGCAAUUGA